AUGGCGGGAAGGGACGGGGAGUCGCGAUACUCGCGGCAGUUGUACGUGCUGGGCGGCGGAGCGCGGCGGCUGCCCGGUGCGGCGGUGCUGGUGUCGGGACUCCGCGGGACCGGAGCGCAGGUGGCGGCGGCGCUGGUGCUGUCGGGGACGGGGCGCGUCGUCCUGCACGAUCGCGGCGCCGCCUGCGCGGCCGACCGCGCCCACCAGUUCCUCCUGGGGCAGAGUGAUGUGGGCCAGAACCGUGCUGAGGCAUCCCAGCGAGCCCUGGCUGAGCUGAACCCCAGUGUGGUGGUGGAGGCUUAUACCGGGGAGCUGUCAGAGGCCUUCCUCGCCUCCUUCCAGGUGGUGGUGCUGACUGAGUCGCCGCUGGAGGAGCAGCUCCGCGUCGGGGACUUCUGCCAUGCUCAGGGCAUCCGCUUCAUUGUGGCCGAUGCCAAGGGGCUGGCAGGGCAGCUGUUCUGUGACUUUGGGGAGCACUUCGUCAUUGAUGACCCAGCAGAAGGGGACCCAGUGUGUGCCACCGUGCAGCACAUCUCCCAGGGCAACCCAGGAGUGGUGACAUGCGUGGGGACAGAGGACAGCCACGGCCACCAGUUCUGCGACGGUGACCUGGUGACGUUUUCUGGCGUGGAGGGGAUGACAGAGCUGAACGGCCGGGAGCCUGUCCCCGUGCAUGUGCUGGAUGCCUUCAGGCUGGAGAUUGGUGAUACCAGCUCCUUCUCACCCUACCGCCGCGGGGGCCUGGUUUCAGAGGUGCGGCAACCCCAGGAGUGUUCCUACGAGCCACUGUGCCAGGCACUGGAGGAGCCCAAGAUCCAGGUGGCAAGUUCUGAGGAACUGCCACGCAGCCGCAGCCUGCAUAUCGCCUUCCGGGCCCUUCACGCAUUUCGCAGGGAGCAGGGCCGCCUGCCCCGGCCCCGGGUGCUGGCAGAUGCCGAGCGGGUGCUGGAGCUGGCGUGGAGCCUGGGGACGCAGCAGGGUCCCCUGGAUGAGGACAUCGUGCGCGCCUUUGCCUGCGUGAGCGCGGGGAACCUGUGCCCCGUGGCCGCCGUCGUCGGGGCAUUGGCAGCCCAGGAGGUGCUGAAGGCCAUCACUAGGAAGUUCCUGCCCCUGAACCAGUGGUUGUACUUCGAUGCCCUGGAGUGCCUGGCGCUGGCGGGAGCCGCGCAGCUGACGGAGGUGGACUGUGCCCCGAGAGGCUCUCGCUACGACGGCCAGAUCGCCGUCUUCGGGGCCAACUUCCAGGAGCAGCUAGGUCGCCAGAAAUACCUGGUGGUGGGAGCCGGCGCCAUCGGCUGUGAGUUGCUGAAAAACUUUGCCAUGAUGGGGCUGGCGGCAGGGCCAGGCGGGGAACUCAUCGUCACCGACAUGGACGCUGUUGCCCUCUCCAACCUCCAUCGGCAGUUUCUCUACCGCUCAGCAGAUAUAUCGGAGCCUAAGUCUGUGGUGGCCGCGAAGGCCAUACGGCGAAUGAACCCCCAUGUCAGGGUGACAGCUCAGCAGAACCGGGUGGGACCUGCCACUGAGCCACUCUAUGGGGACAACUUCUUCCGGCGCCUGGACGGUGUCACCAGCGCCCUGGACACAAUGGAGGCCCGCACCUACUUGGAGAGCUGCUGCCUCCGAUGCCGCACACCACUGGUGGACUCGGGCACGGAGGGGCCGCAGGGAAACGUGCUGCCCAUGGUGCCACACCUGACCAAGCCUCUGGUGCCGGGUGGGACCCCCAGGGAUGGCACCUUCGCCUCCUGCACCUUGCGGUACUUCCCCCGCACCAUCCAGCACACACUGCAGUGGGCCCGUGAUGAGUUUGAGGGGCUUUUCCAGCUGCCUGCAGAGCACAUCAACCGGUUCAUGGAAGACCCAGCUUUCCUGGAGCAGCUGCCAGCAGGGAAGGCCCUGAAGGUCCUGGAGCAGGUGCGGGACAGGCUGCGGGAGCGGCCGCGGGACUGGCGGGACUGUGUGCUCUGGGCGCGCCGGCACUGGCAGAGCUGCUACCACGAUGCCAUCGCCCAGCUGCUGCACAUCUACCCCCCAGAGCAUGAAACCAGCCCGGGUGUCCCCUUCUGGGCAGGGGACAAGAGCUGUCCCCAUCCGCUGACAUUCAGCCCCGAAAAUGACACCCACCUGGACUAUAUCCUGGCCACUGCCCACCUCUUUGCCCAAGUACACAGGGUGCCACCAUGCAGGGACCGGAGAGCUGCUCAGGACAUCCUCCGCAGUGUGGUCCUGCCACCCUCUGCACUCCAGGAAGGGCUUCAGAUCCCCCUCACAGAGGAGCAGGAGGAGGCACAGAAGCCCACAGACCACAGGCAGCUGACAGAGCUUAUCCAGGACCUGGCGCAGCAGAGACAGGAGCUGGUGGGGCAUGAGGAGGUGCAAGUGCCCCUGAUGGAGCCCAUCCACUUUGAGAAGGACAAUGAUAUCCACGUGGACUUUAUCACUGCAGCAUCCAACCUGCGGGCGGAGAACUAUGGCAUCCCCCCCACCGACUGGCUGACGAGCAAGCGGAUCGCCGGGCGCAUCUUGCCUGCCAUCAUCACCACCACGGCAGCUGUGGCUGGGCUGGCAUGCUUGGAGGUCUACAAGCUGGUGUGGGGGUGCCAGGACCUCAGCUGCUACCGCAACAGCAGCAUCUCCCUGUCCAACUGCCUGCUGCUCCGCCGCGUCCCGCUCCCACCACCCACCUACCGGUACGGCGGGUGUGAAUGGAACUGCUGGGACCGGCUGGAGAUGAGGGCAGUCAGCGCAGACGGGCAGGCAAUGACAGUGCAGGAGGUGCUGGACUGGCUGCAGAGGACACAGGGCUGGACUGUGACCACGCUCCUGCAUGGUGACACUAUACUGUACAACAAGGGAGACGAUGAAGAGACACAGGCCUGGCAACAGGCACAGAGGUUAUCAGAGAUCUUGGAGGAUGCCGGGAUGCCGCAGCAGCAGGCCCUGGAGCUGCAUUAUGUGUGCGAGGGAGAGGAUGCUGAGGAUGAAGAUAAGCGUCCUCCUCUCCUCUGCUCCCUACCUUGAGCAACGGGCCGGCACUUCCUGCCCCACGCAAUAAAAGCUGCAGGAACCACUGUCGCAAAAACUCCCUGCUUGCCCCUGCCCCGAGUCGGGGCACAGGCACCCCCCUUUGAUAAACGCUGCAGUGCCCACACCGUACAAAACCGGGGUUUAUUUACAGGGAGGGGGGGCGGGCGGCAGCAGCGGGGCUAAAUGUAGCCGAUAACGUCGUUGCAGAUGAUGGGCUGGCGGCUGCGGCUGUUCAUCAGGGCGGUGAAGCGGUGGAAGUCCGUGGCCAGCUGGGCGAUGUUGCUGUGAGACUGGUGGAAGC
Chiroxiphia lanceolata (lance-tailed manakin) is the source of this 3331-nucleotide messenger RNA. It is a transcript of the gene UBA7, whose product is annotated as ubiquitin like modifier activating enzyme 7. Gene Ontology annotation, biological process: protein sumoylation. The transcript has 24 exons. Gene Ontology annotation, molecular function: SUMO activating enzyme activity. NCBI's taxonomy places the organism in Eukaryota, Metazoa, Chordata, Aves, Passeriformes, Pipridae. The record is from RefSeq and is a predicted model, not a curated record. The coding region runs from base 1 to 3024 and encodes 1007 amino acids. Gene Ontology annotation, cellular component: SUMO activating enzyme complex; cytoplasm.